GCAGACACUAUUCGAGUCUGUGACCUAAUGAUUGAAAUCUGGCAUGAAUGGAUACAUGAAUAACAAAGCAGUUUUUUGACCUGUUAAAAAACAAACCGAACCGUAAGAGAAAAUCAUUUUUAUUUGUAACGUUAACACCAUUUAUCUCCAAUGUAUAGUUGAUCUGGAAUAUAACAACAAGAGUAAGGGUAAAUUAAUCGCAUAACAAUAAUAGUAAAGAAGACAAUAUGGUGUAAGAGGAAGAAAGUAGGUUCGAUUUUUAUUAAAAACACAAGGUGUGUUACAGUGGAGGAGAAAAACAAACAGAUUUGUUUACAUUACAUUUGGCGCAUAUAUACUUGUCAUACAUCAAAUAAGAUAGCUAAUGAAAAAGCCACUACUACUAAUUUGAGUGUUAUAAUUCUGAUUAGAAUAAGCAAUAUUUUGUGUUUGUCAUUAGUGAAUAGAUCACAAGGAAGAAAAAGAAUUGUGCACAAUAGUACAUUAAAUCAAUUUCUUUUAAUUAGGUAUCUCGAACUGGAACAUUGUACUGGCAAUAAGCAUGAGUAAUAAUGUUACGGUUUAAUCAAAUAUAAUUAUGUGAUCAUUUAACAUUUUAAAAAAAUUAAUGUUACGUACAUAAAUAAAACGCAAUUUGGUCCAUAUAUGUUUUAGAUAGAAAGAUCUUUUACCGAAUGUAAUUUGUAAAAAAAAUCAUUUGACUAAAGACAUAAGAAAGAACGUGAUAGAAAGAGGAAAACAAUUAAUAAUCUCACCAGCCAUUACCAUCAUUGACAUUGUUGUCAUGGCUGUCACACCACGGUUAGCAGAAAUGAUAGCUAACGAUACAUGGAAGAUGACAAAAGCGAGCGAAACUAAAGAACAGGAAGAUGCAAUCACCAAUAAUAAUAAUAAUAAUAAUAAUAAUAAUAAUAAUAAUAAUAAUAAUAAUAAUAAUAAUAAUAAUAAUAUGAGAUCAUUUUCACCCAAUAACUUUUGUUUUCGAUAA
Schistosoma guineensis is the source of this 988-nucleotide messenger RNA. The record is from the annotation of a GenBank genome assembly. Lineage: Eukaryota; Metazoa; Platyhelminthes; Trematoda; Strigeidida; Schistosomatidae.